This is a messenger RNA of Phaedon cochleariae (mustard beetle), 522 nucleotides long. The record is from the annotation of a GenBank genome assembly. NCBI's taxonomy places the organism in Eukaryota, Metazoa, Arthropoda, Insecta, Coleoptera, Chrysomelidae.
AUGUUGCUCUUGAUGGACGAAGUUUUCGAUCUGAAAUGUAGAAAUCAAUGGCUGCGGAGGAGGAUAGUAACGUUGCUGAGACAAAUCGUCCGUACCAUGUUCGGUGAUAUCGUGAACCGCAGGAUAUUGGAAUAUGUGUCUUUUAUAACUAGUCCCAAAAGGGUGGCUCACUAUUUGAACGUAUUCAAACAUUCCUUUUGGCCCAACGGCGCUAGAAAUGAUAAGAAGUUGGAUCGGGAUCAAGAUACCAAAAAUAGAACCAGAGUAGCUGCCAAAGUAGCACUUCUGUCUUGUUUAUCAGAUGAGUUGAAACACAUAAUCGGUUCGGAGACCACAAGGCGAGGCUUACUUACUAUUUUCGAUCUUUUCCAAAGACCGAUUCUCAACCGUAGACUGCUGUACGUGCUGUUGGAAGGGGUGUUGUGUACUUUAUUUCCCGACAAAGACAUGAACAGGCUGUUCAUCAAACUCUACUCCAAGUCGAAGAAGUCGGAUCAGAAGAAUACUCUCAACGUUAGGUGA